AUUUUGCAGCAACACCAAUCAUUUCAGACAGAAAUGCAGUCUUUAGUUGUCAUCGUUAUUUCGCUGAUGGUUUGUACAUGUGUGACGUCACAUUCCCACGUAGGAGCCCAAACCUUAGGUGAGGGAUGGCCGAGGAAUAUGCUGGGGUCGAGAUCAAGCAGAAGUUUUUCCAGGAGUAUGACUGAAGAUCCUUCCAACAUGUUGUGGUCGUCUCUCUCUAGAUCCUCCUCCAUGAAUGGAGGGUUUCCUCGAGGCGGUUCUGAGGGUAUAGUCAAUCUCCACAGUUUGUUAGGAAAAAGAAAUCAAAGGAGAAGGAGGGUUCUACAGCCAGUUAUUGUCAGACCACAAGUUGUACGAAACAAUCAGGAAAGAGAGAUGCAGCAGUUGAUGCAGUUAUUGCCCCUUCUAACGAUGACGGAGGCUGGUGAGGGAAUGAUGGAAAAUAUGUUACCUUUAUUACUUAUGCAGAAAAACACACAGUUUUGAUUAACCAUCGUCGUUUGUUCCUAACCUUUGAUGUCACCCCCUGAUGAAUGUUGUUUUUAGUUCUUUUUAAUUGAUGUGAGAUGUGAAGAAUGAAAUAAAUAUUAUUUA
Saccostrea cuccullata (small rock oyster) is the source of this 594-nucleotide messenger RNA. RefSeq lists its product as uncharacterized. The record is from RefSeq and is a predicted model, not a curated record. Lineage: Eukaryota; Metazoa; Mollusca; Bivalvia; Ostreida; Ostreidae. The coding region runs from base 34 to 486 and encodes 150 amino acids. The transcript is spliced from 6 exons.